CAGACCCCCACUUUAGUUAUCAGCUGUCAGAUCUGAGCUAAAUCUUAGUCAUACUACUGCCACCAUGCCUAGAGAACACAAAGAAGAUCCUAGCGAUGCCACUUAUAUCUGCGACACAGAUGGCUACCGCCUCCAGCGAGGCUGCUACUACCACGUCCGCCUACCCGGCGGCGACGGCCGCAAGAUGAGCAUUGUCGCCCCCCAGGACAAGAGAUACAACUACUUCGGGCCCCUCUGUUUCGGUCCCGAGCAUGCCGCUCUUUUCUCGCUCCACGAGAACAACGAGUUUUGGGCGAGCGAUCAGAAGGCGAGACUAAACGUGCAACGCGCGCGGGGCGCCGAGGAGCAUGGGAUCUCGGCCAGUGUGGAUGCCAUUUACUGGCACUACAAGAGACUGGGCGAAACAUUGAACGGUCAUCGAACCUCGUCGGGCGAAACGAUCAUCUGGGGAGACUUUAUGGGGGGUACGUUGCACCUUAGCGAGACCCCGAUCGUCGACACGCUGUUCGACGAGAACUAUUACCCCGCCGUCUUCACCUUAAGUUGGGAUAAGGAGGCAAAUGCGCGGAUGGGGAACUUCGCGGUGGAGUUUGUCUAUGUUGGGGAUAUGUAG
Molecule: messenger RNA, 613 nt
Organism: Aspergillus japonicus CBS 114.51
Lineage: Eukaryota; Fungi; Ascomycota; Eurotiomycetes; Eurotiales; Aspergillaceae
Exons: 2
Coding region: 65-613 (182 amino acids)
Source: RefSeq, a predicted model, not a curated record